Molecule: messenger RNA, 1177 nt
Organism: Carya illinoinensis
Lineage: Eukaryota; Viridiplantae; Streptophyta; Magnoliopsida; Fagales; Juglandaceae
Product: putative tRNA (cytidine(34)-2'-O)-methyltransferase
Exons: 7
Coding region: 159-956 (265 amino acids)
Biological process (GO): wobble position uridine ribose methylation; wobble position cytosine ribose methylation
Molecular function (GO): RNA methyltransferase activity; RNA binding
Source: RefSeq, a predicted model, not a curated record
ACAAAUAAAAUUUCUCUGACAAUUUAUUAUUAUUUACCAGUUUCGAAUAGUUGUAAAUUUUAAAAUUUGUAAUAUUAAUCCUUCUCCCCAAAAGAUAAGAGUAGGAAUGGGGAUGGGAGGAGCAAGAAGCUGAAGGUGUAACAUAGUCUACCAAUAAAAUGGACACCAGUCGUCUCAGAACCCUAAAUGCCAUAAGCCCCCUCCAUUUUCAUUUCCAUUUCCGCUCCAAAGAUCGUCUCUUUCGCUCUAUCCAGUUUGCCCAAUUCAAGCACAAGCUCCACCUCUCUCUCUCCUCUCCCUUCUCUCCUCUCUGCUCUCUACCCGAAGGAGGCCUGGAGAGUUCUCUGCCCUUGCCUCGCGGUGUGGGCAAUGUGGUGACCGAGGAGGUUCCGAGAAGGAAGCUUCUUCAAGUGGUUUUAGUUUCACCUCAGAUUCCUGGAAACACCGGUUGCAUUGCCAGAACAUGUGCUGCAUCAGCUGUUGGACUGCAUCUAGUUGGGCCAUUAGGAUUUCAGGUGGAUGAUGCAAAAUUAAAGCGUGCGGGGUUGGAUUACUGGCCAUAUGUGGUUGUUAAAGUUCAUGGCUCAUGGAUGGAGUUUCGAGACUAUUUCAGGCAACAGGGUGGGGAAAAGCGGUUGCUUGCAUUCACCAAGAGAGGAACGGCAAUUCAUUCAGACUUUUCUUACAGAAGAGGUGAUUAUCUCAUAUUUGGCUCGGAAACUUGCGGCCUACCACCUGAGGCGCUGCUGGACUGCAAAAGUGAAACAUUUGGAGGUGGGACCAUUCGGAUUCCAAUGGUUGAAACUUAUGUUAGGUGUCUUAAUCUCUCUGUAAGUGUUGGCAUCGCCUUGUAUGAAGCUUCCAGACAGCUAAACUAUGAACAACUUGAGGCCCCAUCUGAAAAUUGUGUGGAUACAACCGAGCAAUCCUUUAUUACCGAGGAUAUUUUCUGUUGAUUCAAAGUUGGAUGGAUUCGUAGUUUAUUGGCAAUGUGAUCUUUCAUUGAGCGGAGAUGGUGGUUUUUGGAAGUAGCAUGAAUCGUGGUUUUUGGAAGACGCUUCUUGGAUUAGACGAUCCCCUUCUGACUCUUGUACGCAAAAUAUAUUACAUUGAAAAACCUCAAGAUAUCUGGCAGAAUGAGGCUUUGUUGUUGAGAAACUAGCACAAAACUUAGUUU